AGAAUUGAAUUUGAAGUAGACUUCCCUGCAAACUUUAAUAUUUAUUUGAAUCGUCACGCACACUCAAAGAACUUGCACCUUUUCACUGUUCCCCCUUAGCUGUAACCCUGUACACUGAUGUUGUCAUAUCAUGACUGAGCCCUCUGAAAGCUGGAUUAAUUAAUAAGAAUGCGUGGGUCACUUCAAACUUCGAUCGAGGGAGGAACCCUUUAACUAAACUUAUAAUAUGACGCAUCAGAACGCACUUGCAGGGCAAAAACUGCAACGCUACAGCUCUACCCAUUUUUAGAUGCAGCAAAAGAAAGCAAAUUAAAUUGAGGAAAAUGCCUUUGUGGUUGGUUGCGUGACAAAAGAACUGAGAUUUCGUCCUUUCGUGAGAGCAAGUCUGAUGAUAGGAGAUUUUACAUAUUUUGUUCCACAAAGACGCUUCAUCUGAGAACAUGUUCAAAGAAAGAUCGUGCGUCAUGGAUUGAGGCUUUGGUCUCGUCAAGAAGUGCAUAUUCCCUGAGAUCACUGAGCAAUAGUAUAUCGUUUACCCAGAAUGACAUAUCCGUUUCGACUAACAAGCUUAGAGAUCGUAUGCAUAAUGAGGGACUUGGUGAGACGCUUAUCAAGGACUGUGAGCGAAUCAUGCAGUCUGAAUUUUCCCACUUCCACCACCAAUUAAAGUGUCAUUAUGAAGAACAAUUAAAUUUUCUUGGAACAUUUCAACAGAAUUUUGAGGAGCUUAAUAUAGAAGAUGAGACCACAACAAUCCAUGGGGGACUACUGCGAUUGGUGAAAAAUGAAUCUUCUAACUCGGGGCAUGGAAAAUACAGUGAAUGCAGUACAACGGAAUCACCUGAUGAUGCUGAAAAGCAAGAGUUCGAUGAAUCCUCAGAUGAAGAUGUAGCUGCUUUCUUCGACACAAAGGAAAGAUUUAGUGAUUAUAAUGGCAAUUCUCCCCCUAUAGCAAAGUUUACAGAAAGUGUAAAUAAGAAUUGUGCCAACGGGGCUAGCUCAUGCGGCAAAGAGAUGACACACUUUGAGGGAGAACACAACAUUCACUAUAAUUUUCCUCAAGUUGAAAGGAGAAACGCAUUACCUGAACCUAUUGAGAAGGAGAGAAGUGUUAGCCUGUGGUCAAUGAUCAAAGAUAAUGUGGGAAAAGAUCUCACACGUGUGUGCCUGCCAGUGUACUUCAAUGAACCACUAUCAUCCCUCCAGAAGUGCUUUGAGGAAUUGGAGUAUUCUUAUCUCUUGGAUCAGGCUUACCAAUAUGGUAAAAUGGGGAACAGUAUUAUGAGAAUUUUGAAUGUAGCUGCCUUUGCAGUCUCAGCAUAUGCUUCUUCUGAUGGCCGUCACCGCAAACCUUUCAACCCCCUGCUGGGCGAGACUUAUGAAGCUGAGUAUCCAGAGAAAGGGAUCCGCUUUUUCUCAGAGAAGGUUAGCCAUUACCCCAUGGUUAUUGCUUGCCAUUGUGAGGGCAAGGGCUGGAAAUUUUGGGGCGACAGCAAUCUGAGGUCAAAAUUUUGGGGCCGUUCUAUCCAGUUGGAUCCUGUUGGUACAUUGACAUUGGAAUUUGAUGAUGGUGAAAUAUUUACGUGGAGUAAGGUCACCACAAACAUUUACAAUCUUAUUCUUGGGAAGCUGUACUGUGAGCACCAUGGAAUUAUGACUAUACAAGGAAAUCGCGACUAUUCUUGUAAGCUCAAGUUCAAAGAGCAGUCUCUUCUUGACCGCAAUCCUCGCCAAGUUCAAGGCUUUGUUGAGGAUGCCAUGGGAGCUAAAGUUGCUUCUUUGAUGGGAAAAUGGGAUGACAGCAUGUACUACACAAUAGGAGGUGGUGUUUCUAAGGUCAGAGGUUCUAAUCAAACAAGCAAUGCCUCCUUGUUGUGGAAAAGAAGUGAUCCUACUCUUCAUCCCAACCGAUACAACCUAUCAUCAUUCGCCAUUACCCUCAAUGAGCUAAAACCAGAGUUGAAGGAGAAGCUUCCGCCAACAGAUUCGAGACUCCGACCAGAUCAACGCCAUUUAGAAAAUGGAGAAUAUGAAAAGGCAAAUGCAGAAAAACUAAGAUUGGAGCAAAGACAACGAAUGUCGAGAAAGUUGCAAGAGAACGGAUGGAAGCCUAGAUGGUUCCAACAAGACAGAGAAGAUGGAACUUUUCGUUAUGUUGGGGGAUAUUGGGAAUCAAGAGAGAAGAAGGAAUGGGACGGAUGCACGAAUAUUUAUGGCGAACUUUAAAAUUUCUCCACACUGUUCAAAGGAUAGCAUUACCCAGUGAUGAGAUCGAUUUUUAAUUGGAAGGUAUUGGUGUGAUGCCCGUGCAAGUAUUUUGCAUAUGCGCGGGCAUGCCAGCACAGAAAAGAAAUGGUGACGCGCAGCAAAAUUCAAAAUGAUACGGGGGGAAUUCAAAUUGAUAAAAAACCCAAAAUGAGUGUUGAAUGUCCUAAACAUUUUCGACAUGAUGCUAGGAGUGCCUGCGAUAUAGGAAUCAUAUAAACAUGUAAUUUACUUGAUUUCAGUUUCUUUGUUCAAGAACCGAACUUUAUUGAGGAGCACGACAUUUUUUUACUUUGUACUGCAGAUUUAUCAUUGAUAAUUACAUACUGUGGUCACGAACACUGUUUCAAUUCUUUUUAUCCCUUCUCCCUGUUGUUAGAAUUGCAUACAUUUAUUUUCCAGCUCUGUUCAAGUUUUUUGUGAUGCAUGUUUCUUGUAAUGGAAUUUGUAAUAUGUAAAAUUUGAUACUCAGAUGUAAGACAUUGUGGUGUUUCUGUA
This is a messenger RNA of Asparagus officinalis (garden asparagus), 2763 nucleotides long. RefSeq names its product oxysterol-binding protein-related protein 2A-like. Bases 580 to 2226 code for a protein of 548 amino acids. The record is from RefSeq and is a predicted model, not a curated record. NCBI's taxonomy places the organism in Eukaryota, Viridiplantae, Streptophyta, Magnoliopsida, Asparagales, Asparagaceae. Gene Ontology annotation, cellular component: cytosol; membrane; intracellular membrane-bounded organelle. Gene Ontology annotation, molecular function: sterol binding. The transcript is spliced from 11 exons.